This is a messenger RNA of Suillus discolor, 495 nucleotides long. Its product is annotated as cytochrome P450. The transcript has 3 exons. NCBI's taxonomy places the organism in Eukaryota, Fungi, Basidiomycota, Agaricomycetes, Boletales, Suillaceae. The coding region runs from base 1 to 495 and encodes 164 amino acids. The record is from RefSeq and is a predicted model, not a curated record. Gene Ontology annotation, molecular function: iron ion binding; heme binding; oxidoreductase activity, acting on paired donors, with incorporation or reduction of molecular oxygen.
AUGCCAACUACUCCAAUAUCCCGGUUGUCAUCUGAAGAAAUUGAGUCUCUACACAACACCCUUCAGAACCUACUGUACUUGAACAACGUCUGCCGGGAGUCCUUGUGUCUGGUCCCUCCAGUCCAUUCUUCCCUCCAUGCUGCAACGCAAGAUGACGAGAUACCUGUAUCAUACCCCGUCCACUUGAGCGAUGGCACGAUCUCGGAGCAAAAGUCUAUAAGCGUGUCGAAGGGGAGCUUCGUGCAUGUCCCAGUAGAGGCUUUCAACCUCGACAAGGGUAUGUGGGGACCUAACGCCUGGGAUUUUGACCCUGAUCGAUGGGAUCAUCUUUCAGAGGAUGUGCUGUCACUUCCAGGACUGUAUUCCAAUCUUCUGACUUUCUCCGCUGGGCCGAGAUCAUGCAUCGGGAUGCGUUUCUCUAUGAUCAAGAUGAAGACAUUUCUCUAUAUCCUUCUGAUGACUUUCAGCUUUGCCGAAACAGACAAAAGAAUCUAG